AUGCCCAAGUGCAUGAAGUUUGAGAUACAGCAGUCUUCAUCGGAUAGGAAUGCGAAUGCGGAUAGGAAGCACGAUACGAAGAUCAUGCACAUACACGCAUACGGAGGACGCAAGACCCCAGAUUAG
Molecule: messenger RNA, 126 nt
Organism: Plenodomus lingam JN3
Lineage: Eukaryota; Fungi; Ascomycota; Dothideomycetes; Pleosporales; Leptosphaeriaceae
Source: RefSeq, a predicted model, not a curated record